This is a messenger RNA of Corticium candelabrum, 1350 nucleotides long. RefSeq lists its product as uncharacterized. The transcript is spliced from 5 exons. The record is from RefSeq and is a predicted model, not a curated record. Gene Ontology annotation, molecular function: carbohydrate binding. Bases 65 to 958 code for a protein of 297 amino acids. Lineage: Eukaryota; Metazoa; Porifera; Homoscleromorpha; Homosclerophorida; Plakinidae.
AGGCUUCCGCUCCCGCGUGACACACAGACGAAACAGCUUGAAGGACGUUUGGAAAGGCACCUCAAUGAGCGAAGAAAGUGAGGUCAGUUUACCGUUUCAUCGUUCCUAUCUAAACCGUCCAGAACAAACGGUUUACAUAGACGGUGUCCCAUCAGCUGAUCCCUACCGGUUUGAGAUAAAUCUAUUGACGACUGCAGACAGCAGCGGCAUUGCUCUCCGCAUCAGUAUUCAAUUUGAUAAAAACGCCGUCAUUUUCAACUCUACAUCUAAGGACGGUAUCUGGGGCAGCGAGGAAACGGCAGAAACAUUCCCAUUUCAAAGGGAAGAAGCUUUUUCUCUCACAAUUACAACGACUGAAAACUCCUAUGACGUUAAAGUGAAUGAAAGACAUCUAUAUUCGUUUAAUCUCCGAUUGAAAGCGGCUGUAAGGAGCAUUGGCAUCGAUCAACAGUCCAAAACUGCUUUUCCAUCAGUUCGGAUUACACAAGUGGCAGUGGAUGGUUCGUGGACCCUUUCUUCUUCACUUAACGGUACAACAGUGAUACUAACAAGCAGGGUGGCACCUAAGAGAAACAUAGCAGUAGGCAAAAAUGGUGUAACUGUUGGCACUACUACAAGCAAAGGCACAAAAGCUCGCUUCACAGCAACACAUACGAGUCUUGCAGUGUGCACCUUAAGAAACGUCAAAUUUCCAGAAAAAUUUCUGACAAUUCGUUAUGACACACUGAAGGCUGAUAAUGACAGCCCUUAUAAUAAGUUUCGCGUCAGAGAAACAAACUUUGGCUACUACACUUUUCAGUCUGACAUUUCUUUGACAAGCUUUAUCGGUGUUGACAGAUCAGGCCAGAUCAUACCACCUUCUAGGGUACGUGGUAUAGUAUCAAAUUUUCACGGCUCAUCCAAAGAUGAAGAAGACUCAUCUUCCAAAGAUGAAGAACAACCGGAAGAGACGUGUUAACACUUUAUAGUGAUGAGUGUAUGUGCGUGCAUGCGUGUAUGCGCGUGUGUGAAACUUUGCUUUCUGAUUUUGCUAAAACUUACAUUACACACACCACAAACGGUGUCUGUACGUAUGAGUAGCAAAUUCAUGAGCACGAGCAAGUGCAAAUAGAUUUAAAAUUUCAAGAAUGCUAAUUGGCUGUCGUUGCAAUUGCUAUAAUCAUUGCGAAUACUUCGCGUUGUUUGGUAUGGCGACAACAUUUUCAGAUGACAAAUUUUAAUCACUAAUUUCUGGAGUGAUGAACCAAGGAAUAAAUUUCACUGCAGUACAGUAACGUUAUUCAUACAGGGAAGCAGGGCCAUGUUGUUGCCAAAACAUAUAUUUUGUGACCAGGCUAAGGGAUCCCUCUG